AUGACGGCAACUGGAGAUGAAAUUGCCAUAGUGGGGAUAGGAUGCAAUUUUCCCGGAGGUGAAGGAAUCGAGAAUUUCUGGCAAGUACUAGUGGAAGGAAGAAACUGUACCGUAGAAAUAACCCCAGAAAGAUUCAAUACCACAGAAUGGUAUGAUCCAGAUGAUACCAAACCAGGAAAAAUAUGUACGACACGAGCUGCACUUAUUGAUGGAUUUAACACAUUUGACAACAAGCUGUUUGGAAUUAAUGAUAUGGAAGCUGAGCGCAUGGAUCCUCAACAAAAGUUACUCCUGGAAUGCACAUACAGAGCACUGGAGGAUGCAGGAGUCACGAUGGAACGUGUCAGUGGCAGCAAAACAGGGGUUUUUGUUGGUCUUAUGAACCGAGACUAUGAGAUCAUCACAAGCAGAGCAGUAACUGAAAUAAACCAUUAUGAUGGGACUGGGCUAGCAGUAAGCAUAGCUGCUAACAGACUUUCAUACACUUUUAAUCUGACUGGACCAUCACUUUCCAUCGAUACUGCCUGCUCAUCAUUUCUUUUUGCUUUGCAUUAUGCCUCGCAAGCAGUUAAACAAGGAGAUUGUGAAGCAGCUCUGUGUGGAGGAGUGAACUGCAUUAUAGAUCCCCGCACCUUCGUAUCUCUGAGUAAAGCAAAAAUGAUCUCUCCUGAGGGGAUGAGUAUGCCCUUUACUAAAAAGGCAAAUGGUUAUGGAAGGGGAGAAGGCUGCGGUGUUCUUUUACUGAAGCCACUAAAAAAGGCACUAGAAGACCACAGCAGAAUAUGGGGAGUUAUAAACAUCAGUGCAGUCAAUCAGAAUGGUAGAUCCGUGACUCCAAUCACAAGACCAUCUCAGACAGCACAGGAAAAAUUACUACGCAGCAUUUAUCUGACUCAUGUUGACCCAUCAGUUGUGCAGUAUGUUGAAGCACAUGGCACAGGAACUCCUGCUGGAGAUUCUACAGAAGCAGAGAACCUAGGUAGCAUCAUUGGUAAUAACAGAUCUCCUACAAUGCCUGUUCUAAAGAUUGGUUCUGUUAAAGGGAAUGUUGGCCAUGCUGAAUCAGCUGCUGGGGCAGCUGCAUUAAUUAAAGUUCUUUUAAUGAUGCACCAUGAAACGAUUGUUCCAUCUUUGCAUUACAGAGAGGAUAUUAGUAGCAUAAAUACAGAGAAAUUAAAUCUAUCAAUUCCAACGACUGUAGAAAAAUGGGAAGAGUCGAGAGAAUUUGGAAGAGUAGCUGGUGUCAACUGUUUUGGAUUUGGGGGAACCAAUGCCCAUGUUGUUGUCAGACAGUUCAAGCAAACACAGGUUCUUCCCUCUUUUAAACGACCGAUUGAAUUAUUUGUACUCUCUGCGGCUUCAGGCAAAUCCCUCAAAUUGACAAUGGAAGACACAGCGGAGCAGUUAAACAUAAGCAACUCAGUAACUCUCCCAAAUCUGGCCUAUACAUCUGCCUGUAGAAGAAGCCAUGUAAAUUACAAGUACAGAAAAGCAUUUGUUAAUGGAUUCUCUCUGAGGAUAUCCCAGCGGCACCCUGUAGUUUCAGACUUUGGAGGAAUCGCAAUAUGCCGUCAAAGUAUUUUCACAGGAGUAGGUACAGGCGAAGGUUACCGGAGGCAGAAUGUGGUAGUGCAGAAUGAGUACUUUGAAAGUACAAACACUGCCACGACCUCCUAUUUCACCUGCAAAUCUAUCCCACUGGCUGUGCUGAAAGGGGAUGUGGAGACCAACAGGAUUUCAGACAUACCAGUAUAUGAAGCAGAGAAGAAAAUGUUUAAGCAGAAUGCGGUUUACAUAGUGGCAGGGGGGCUCACUGGGCUUGGAUUUGAAACUGUGAAAUUUAUAGCCCAGAAUGGAGGGGGCUGUAUUGCAAUACUUUCAAGGAGCAAUCCAAGCAGUGAGAAACAAGAAGAAAUCAAGGCUUUGCAAAAUCAGAGUGAAGGGAGCAGAAUAGUCAGUUUGCAGUGUAAUGUUAUUUCUAGCUCUCAGGUUGAGAAAGCUAUGAGUUCAAUUGACAAAAUCUUUCCAAAGAGCCCAAUCAAAGGUGUAUUCCAUAGUGCUGUGGUUUUGCAUGAUGGAUGUCUUGAAGCUCUGAACUUAUCUCACUUUGAGAAAGUGUUAAGUCCCAAAGUUGCAGGGGUAAUAAAUCUCCACCGGGCUACCAGAGGGCAGGAACUCGACUAUUUUGUGUGUUACUCCUCUGUGACUUCAUUUCUUGGAAAUUCAACACAAGCAAACUAUGCUGCUGCUAAUUCUUUCCUGGAUGUUUUCUGCCACUACAGGAGGAAUUGUGGACUUUCAGGACAAUCCAUUAAUUGGGGUGCCUUGAAUCUUGGCUUAUUGGUAAAUCAAAACAAGAUUCAAAAUAUUUUGGAAUCCAAAGGCAUAGAUAUUCUGCAGGUACAUGAAAUUUAUGAAUAUCUUAAAAAAAUUUUAAUUCUGAAUAAUCCUCAGCAAGCUGUAGUAAAAUUAAAUUUUGGAACGCUAAGCAAUCAUGUUCUUUCUCGAAUAGCAUCACUCAAAAGUCGCUUCCGUACACUCAUUUCAGAAGAAUUCGGCAGCAAGCUCGAGCUAUCUGAACAAGGAACCCCUCAGAAUUUAUCUCCAGUCAAUUCUGAAGAUUAUAUCACCUCUCUGGUGAGUCAUCUUAGUAGUACAAAUGUGAGUGAUCUUACAAUGAACACAUCACUUGCAUCACUGGGCAUGGACUCUAUGUUAGCCAUGACGCUACAGAAUCGUAUCUUUCAUGAUAGAAGGGUGGAGAUCCCCCUUGUGAAACUACUUGAUCCUCACACAACUAUGUCAAGUUUAGUACGACUUUUAGAAGAAAGUUCUAAUGAACGUGGGUCACUUGAGAAAACAACUCAUGUAGCAGAAAGUAUUGAUGAUGGAAGCUGGUUAUAG
Messenger RNA from Chelonoidis abingdonii (Abingdon island giant tortoise), 2904 nucleotides. Lineage: Eukaryota; Metazoa; Chordata; Testudines; Testudinidae. The record is from RefSeq and is a predicted model, not a curated record.